Parnassius apollo (apollo) is the source of this 1653-nucleotide messenger RNA. The record is from the annotation of a GenBank genome assembly. Lineage: Eukaryota; Metazoa; Arthropoda; Insecta; Lepidoptera; Papilionidae.
AUGGAUGAACUGAACCUGCAAGAUGGAGAGUAUGUACCUAGAAAUGCUCAAUAUGAGAACUUCCACGUGGAACAGAAGGGCUAUGACCAAAUGUAUGAUGGCGAGGAUCUCGAAACGCCACCAUCACCGGAUAGACCGCCGCCACGACCAAUAGACAAAUAUAUACGCGCGGAGUGCCCCUGCCUAAGUGCGCGUUACACCGUGGCGCUGCUAGCAUGUUUCGGGUUCAGUAUCAUGUUUGGUAUGCGCUGUAACAUGAGUAUGGCUAAGCUUAAGAUGGUUGAAAAGCAUAACAGCUCGGAAGGCGUUUACGAAAACACCCCGUUUAACUGGACAGUAGAAGUUGAAUCUUCGAUUGAUUCCUCUUACUUUGCGGGUUACCUUAUCACUCAACUACCAGGCGGCUUUCUCGCUGCCAUGUAUCCAGCGAAUUGGAUUUUCGGUGUGGCAAUAGUAGCGUCAUCUUUUUUCAAUAUGGCGAUUCCUGGUGCCAUGUCUAUUGGACCCGCAGCCGUUGUUAUGCUUAAAGUAGCUCAGGGGUUUGUUGAGGGUGUCACCUAUCCAUCUUGCCACGGUAUCUGGAGGAAUUGGGCGCCUCCUCUUGAGCGUUCUCGGCUAGCUACUCUUGCCUUCUGCGGGACCUAUGCUGGUAUUGUCAUCGGCAUGCCCUUAUCUGGUCUGCUUAGCGAUUAUAUAUCCUGGCAAACACCAUUUUACUUCUACGGCGUUUCUGGGGUUAUCUGGUACUUUAUGUGGUUGUGGUUGGUAUUUGAGAAGCCUAGCAAGCAUCCUCAUAUUUCGGGCAAGGAGUUAACCUAUAUCGAGCAAUCCUUAGGCACGGCCGCGCAGGCCGCAAUGCCCGAUUUUUGGAAUACGCCAUGGAAAGCUUUUGCUACAUCCCCACCGUCGGGUUUCGUAGGCGCAAUACCUCAUCUCAUUAUGACAUCGCUGGUUCCUAUCGGGGGCAUGAUGGCUGAUUAUUUACGAAAAAAUAAUAUUAUGACAACAACCAGUGUUCGCAAACUGUUUAACUGUGGUGGAUUUGGUCUUGAAGCUUUCUUCUUUGUUUUGGUAGCUUACGCUGAUAAUAAAUACGUGGCAACCAUAGAGCUGACUCUUGGCGUGGCGUGCAGUGGAUUUGCUAUAUCAGGAUAUAACGUCAACCAUUUGGACAUCGCACCUAGAUAUGCAUCCAUCUUGAUGGGUCUGUCUAACGGUAUUGGUACAAUUGCUGGUUUUAUUGUACCAAUCGUCAUAAACAACAUUACCAAAGACAAGGAAAAUCUCGAAAAAGCAAUAACGGAAUGGCGUGCUGUCUUUCUAAUGGGAGCGACGGUCCACUUUAUUGGUAUAACAUUUUACGCGAUAUUUGCAUCCGGCGAGCUACAACCAUGGGCCGAGCCCACGCCGCAAUACGAAAGUCCCAUGAAACCUUUGGACCAUGAGACUACAUUCACGGAGCAACCAUCAGCACCUCUAAAGGGCACAGAAGCUCCUGGCUAUGGUGCCAUUGCUGCACCGCCUCCGCGUCCUCCAGCGCCUCAACAACACGUCCCCAACAAUCCUUUCGUCUCUGGAGCUUUCUACCAAGCCGAACCGGUUCAACCACCAGCCCAUGAUUACGAACAGCCAAGUGAAGAUGGCACUUAUUAA